Carya illinoinensis is the source of this 4655-nucleotide messenger RNA. RefSeq lists its product as uncharacterized. NCBI's taxonomy places the organism in Eukaryota, Viridiplantae, Streptophyta, Magnoliopsida, Fagales, Juglandaceae. The record is from RefSeq and is a predicted model, not a curated record. The transcript is spliced from 2 exons. Bases 3852 to 4349 code for a protein of 165 amino acids.
ACUCGAUUAAGAUGAAAACUUUUGAUUUGUCACCCAAAAACCUGUGGCUGAAUUUCUCAUGUCAACCUUAUUUGAGUUCCAAGUGAGAGUAAUUUUUAAAAUCAGCAAUUGUUAGAAUCACGGGGUUUUAAUACCUGCAAAUCUGCAAUAAGAAAAAUACUCAAAUCUGCAGCAUCUUUACAUACCAAUACAGGAGCUAUGUAUGUAUUGUGAGAGUGAAGCUCCGAAAAAAACUAAAUAAGGUAUAGAAAAACAUACAGGAAAUGUAACAUGGAAUUUGCCUCCACAAAGAAUCCAACUACUUGAACAUGGAAAAUAUCAUAGCAUCAACUGAUAGAUGAUAAAUAAUAAAUAAAUAAAAAAACCUCAUUGAAUCAAUUACUCCCGAAUCUUCACUACAAACUAAUACCCAUACAGAACUAAAAUAUUUUACAAAUCAAAGACUAGUUUCCUAAUUUUAUUAUAACAUUAAAUUACUAACAUUUUCCUUUGAACCAACAAGUUGAUAUAAGUAAUCCAAAAAAAAAAGAAAAAAGAGAACCCAUGACAAUGAAAUUGUAAGUAUGUAACUAGUCUUCUUAAGUUUUCUCUUGCGCCUCUCAACUUCAGUUUUAAGUCGAUGUCGAGUGACUUGUAUAUUCAUUCCUGAUACCCCGCCUACAAAAUUGACACAUUGCAUAUUAGCAAAUAAGACAAUAAACACAAAUGAAAUAUGGGUAAAAAGAUAAUUUUCCACCAUAUAGUUUUGGCAUCCAAAAAGCUAUCGCCCUUCAUUUCCCUUAGCAUGGGCAGUUAUUUAAUAUGCUUUAAUACCACAAUAACAUAUUGGAUACUAAAAGUCUUGACUUUUCUAAACUUGAGUUAUUGCUAUUACGUGACUCAUAAAUUACUAUUCAUAAACAAACAGUAUAGUUAUUGGAAUACGAUAAACAAUCUCACUACAAAUAGAUUCAUUUGUAAUACACUAAUAGAUUUAAAAUAACGUAUAACAUCGCACACAAUCAGGAUACUAGAGAAGUGUUUUUUUUCCUAGAAGUAUAUAUAUGCUCCAAAACAAAGAAAUAUCACAGUGAAACCACCACCAAGAAAUAGUGAAGAAUAAACAAACAAAGGGAAGAAGGGAAUAUCACUGGUUGGAGGUCCACAUCUACUCACCAAUUGCACGAAUCGGUAACUCUGCUGCUUUGACGGGAGGGAGGGCAUUGAUUAUCACCGAUAUUAGUGGUGGGAGGGAGGCAAGUGGCAAGUGAUGCCAUGUAAUUAGAGCAUUCUUAGAGCAUCCCCAUUCGGCUCCCCAUCCCUCCUGUUUCCCUAUUAUUUGUUGAAAGUUUUAGGGUUUUCUCUAAAACCAGCCCUCCAUCCGGUUCCCUAAAAUGGGGUUCUAAUUUUCGGGGUGUACAGGAAAUCCCCAUCUUUGGGGACCUACUGUACAUCCCCAUUUCCCAUUACCCCAUCCUGUCCCACGUUCAUCCCUCUCGACAGUUGGUGCUCCAAUAAUCGCCUCUCCUGCUAGGAAAUCGGUAUUUUUCUUCUCAUUUUCUCACCCCUGUUAAUUUCUUGCGUGUUUCUUGAUGAUGAAACAUCUAAUGCUUUGGAACCGAUGUUUGGUUGGUGUGAAAAGUCCUAGGGUUUUCUUGUGGCUAUUUCCCUGGGUUAUCUGUUUGGUUGCUGUGAAAAUUUAUGUUCGGUGAAGGGAACUUUUUUCUUGAGUUACCUGUUUGGUUGCUGUGAAAAUAGACUGGACCUUUGCUUUGAUUUUUUCUUGAGCAACCUGUUUGGUUGCUGUGAAAAUGUGAACCGGGCAUGGUGUCAUAUUUUCUUGAGUAACCCCGUUUGGUUGCUGUGAAACCGAAUGAGGUCUGGCUUGCGUUUUGAUGAAUGGUGCCCCUGUUUGGUUGGUGCGAAUUUCAGAAAAUGUUUGCUGCCCUGUUUUUCCUUCUGUGAUUGUUUGGGAACCCCGAAAAUCAUCCAUGAUGUUUCUGUCAUAUUUUCCUUUGGCUAUUGUUUGGUUGCUGUGAAAAUGUAUACUCUUUUCCUGUGAUGAUUAUCUAGCUCACAUGUAUUGUUUGGUGGGCCAGAAUAGAUUUAUGAUUUUGAAUCUUUGGUGAUCCAAGAUUGGUUUUCAGUUGCUGUGAACAUCUUUGCUUGAUGAAUUUCGGAUCUAGAUUUUUUUCCAUAUCUUUUUCCUUCAAAGCAUGCUUCUUGGGCUGCUGUUUCUUGGUCUUUCAUAUCCAAUGUUGAAUUUGCCCCUGAAUGUUGUGAUCUCUCUUCUAAAUUCUGUUUUCAUUAUGCAAUUUAUAAAAAUACAUUAUGCAAUCUUUGUAACCUGUGAUUUGAGAUAGAUUAUACAUUAUGCAAUCUUUGCAAUCUUUAUAAAAAUACAUUUGAUCUUUAUCUUUUUAGAGAUAGAUGAAUACUUCACAUAUAUAAUAGUUGAUCAUACUUUUAUUAAAUCUUGUUGGAAAUGCAAGAAUGCUUUUUAUGUGUAAUCUUGAAUUGAUGGAUUUUUAUUGGUGCUCCAAUAACAUGCUGCUAUUAAGAACUUGCUCUUGGUCCUUUAACAUGCUGUAUUCGGCCCCUUUAAUUUAGUCUCUUGCUCUUGUUUGUUAUUAAGAACUUGUGUUUGGAAAAUGCAUUUUUUGGGCUUUCGGACUCCUAUUUUUUAAUAUAAUUAGAGAGUGAAAUUUCUCUCCACAUAACUCUAUAUUAUGGAAGAUAUUAAUAGCCCAACAUGCUCAUAACUUUAUGCUUGAAUCGAUGGAAUAUUGCAACUAUCCUUGGAAUAAAAUAGUCUGCUCAUUUUGAUAUUUGAUGUUGGGUCAUUUGCAGUGUUGCGUAUCUCUCAGGGGAGAGGGUUUAUAUUAGGCUGUAAUGAUGGUGUUAUAGUGCGGGUUAUGUCAGAAGUGUGUAUGGGGCCCCAUCGAUAUGGCGGGGUAAUUCUCACCCGAAUUGCCAUAUUGCAGUUUGUGGUACUUUCCACAAAAGGCAAUCGGGGUUUGGGUGAGAUUUUGCAGCCAUUCGAUGUUGGGCUCCUUGCUUACACAUGGUGUCAAUAUUUACACCAUUCUAGCCUUUUUAAUUAUUUAUAUAUUUGAUAUGGAUGUAGAACCGGAUGGGGAUGCUCGUAUUUAGGAUUAUUUUGUUUUGCAUGUUGUUUGGUAUUAUGGAUUAAUUGAGUUAUAUUAUGUGUAAACUAAACCACAAGGCUGUGAUGAUGACAAUCGUUUGUGGGGAUACGGGAAAUUUAAUGGUCAUUUCCCCAAUGGCUAGGUAAUCAGGAUGGCCAAUAAGUAUUGGCAACCGGUUGUUUUGGCCAUCAGUGGGUGGCCAACUUUCCAAGAUCAUACCAAACGGUUUCUGAGCCAUCCACCCGGACUAACACCCCAAACUUUCCGAAUUUCGUUUCUAACAUUUUCAAACCGUUUUUAGCAAUGGAUUCACAAGAUUUUGGACAUAUGUUCUUCACGAAUCUCUUAAGUCAAGAUCCUCAACUCGACCCCACUUAUGGUGGGCAAAGUGGAUCAUCUCCAAUGACCCUUGGUGACUCUUCACCCCUACCCCCUAAUGAGCCUAUCGGCAAUAGGAAAGCAGUGAGGGGUGCAAAUUUCAAUCUCAAAGAAGACAAGUUACUUGUAUCGGCAUGGCUAAAUUGUAGCCUUGAUGCCGUUCAGGGAACAGAUCAAAAACACUCCCAACUUUGGGAGAAAAUUUAUGAGUACUUCUAGCAAUUUAAGGAAACCACAAAUGACCGGACAAUAAAGUCUUUAAUUCAUCGGUGGUUGGUUAUCCAAAAGGCCACAAACAAAUUUUGUGCGAAACUAGCCCAAGUUGAAGGGUUAAAUCAAAGUGGCAUGACCGAACAAGAUAAGUUUGAGAAGGCGAAGCUAAUGUACCAAUCACUCGAGAAAUGCUCAUUUCAGUUCGAGCAUUGUUGGCACCUGUUGAAGGACCAACCUAAGUGGAUUUGGCGUGCCACAAAGGAGGAUCCAAAGCGGAGGAAGACGAUGUCCCCAUCCCCGACCCCAACUCGAUGUUCUGACGCUACAGUUGAUUCAGUUUUUGAUAUUGAGGCGGAUCAAAUGCAUGCUCAUGAAGUUAUCGAGCCCGACCGACCAAUUGGAAGGAAAGCUGAGAAAGGAAAACGAAAGGCCCAAGGCAGGCAAGCAGAGGAGAAUUUCCAACUCAGGAAGAUGAAAUAUACUCUUUUGGAGGAGUCACGCGCUCAAGAGAAAGAGUUUUAUCGCCUUAAAGCCGAGAAGAUGGAGUAUGACAAGGAGACAGAGGCCAGAAAAUUACAACUUGAGGAUGAAAGACUGAGGUUGGAGGCCGAGAAGAUGUCGCUUGAUUGAGAAAAAGAGCUCAGUAAAAUCUGGCAAGAGGACGAACGGCUGCUGUUGGAGGCUGAGAAAGUGGAGAUCGCGAAGAAGAAAUCAAAUCAGCGCAUCAUGAUGAUGGAUGUGAGUGUCAUGCCAGAAAUGCAGCGACUUUAUUUCCAGCAACUUCAGAGGGAAAUCAUGGCGAGACGCAUUAGAGAUGCCGAUUUGGAUUGAUUAUUUAUGAUCAUGUUAUUUAUUUUAUGUUUGGGACAAUUAUGUUUGGGACAAUUAUUUUAUGAAGCGGGUCUUGAUUAUUUUUUAUUUUGUAUGCAAUACGAG